AUGGAGCCGCAGUCGUUCAGCACCAUGGACAGCGGCCAGAGUGUUCCCUGGACUCAGCAGCCCAGGGAUUUGAGUGUUGAGCAGGUCUUAUCUGAGAUGCCCACACUGACCCGCUUUGGCCUUGGGGUCCCCCUCACCCACACCGGUGUCCUUUUGACCUGUUCCGAUGACUUCGAACGCUUGCUUCUUUGGGGGCUCAACCUCACACUUGAGGCUCAUCCUUCUCCCUCUGGAACUGACCUCUUCUCCAACGAACCUCUCCGGUUCCUGGGCUGGCAGAACUUGGAGACGGCCUCUCCAGCAAUGGUAACAAACGGCUCUCUAUUCCUGGACGCCAUCUUCCUGGUCCGGACCUCAGGUGCGGGUGUUCCCGUCCGGGCCUCGCGCUCCGGCCGCCGCGGCAGCUCUCCUCCAGGGAGCUUCCAGCGCCGGCGGGCUGCGGUUGCCUUCUCUGCCGCUUCCUCCCCGAUGUGCGGAUUUCGGGGUGUCCCUCGUCCACGCCACAGCCCGCCUCUACGCGGGCACCGGCCAGAUGGCAAGCGGCGAGGGGCCCCCGGCCGGCCUUGCGGGGUGCAGGGCCGGGCCGACGGGCAACCGGCUCUCCAUGGCUCCCGUUGCCGGCCUGGUACCUUCAGCCUUCUUAGCCUGCCCCUGUCAGAGGGGCGCCUGACCAGUUCCACCUCACUGCUGGCCAGGCUUGUGCAGGCGCAACGCCAUCAUGCCCCUCCGCAGGUGAGGCAGGCACCUGCUGCCUCACUAGACGUGAGCGACUUGGUUGGCACAAGGUCACCCCAAUGUGGCGGCACCAGCCUACUGCAGGAGGUGGUCUACCUGGUCAGCCAGGGGGCCGACCCUGACGAGAUUGGCCUGAUGAACAUUGACGAGCAGCUGCCUGUGCUGGAGUAUCCACAGCCUGGGCUGGAUAUCAUCAAGGAGCUGACAUCCCCCCGCCUCAUCAAGAGCCACCUCCCCUACCGCUUCCUGCCUUCCGACCUGCACAACGGGGACUCCAAGGUCAUCUACAUGGCUCGGAACCCCAAGGACCUGGUGGUGUCCUACUAUCAGUUCCACCGCUCCCUGCGCACCAUGAGCUACCGAGGCACCUUCCAGGAGUUCUGCCGGAGGUUCAUGAACGACAAGCUGGGCUACGGCUCCUGGUUCGAGCACGUGCAGGAGUUCUGGGAGCACCGCAUGGAUGCCAAUGUUCUGUUCCUCAAGUAUGAAGACAUGCACCGGGACCUGGUGAGCAUGGUGGAGCAGCUGGCCAGAUUCCUGGGCGUGGCCUGCGACAAGGCCCAGCUGGAGGCCCUCAUCGAGCACUGCCACCAGCUGGUGGACCAGUGCUGCAAUGCGGAGGCCCUGCCUGUGGGCCGGGGGCGUGUGGGGCUGUGGAAGGACAUCUUCACCGUGUCCAUGAACGAGAAGUUCGACCUGGUGUACAAACAGAAGAUGGGGAAGUGUGACCUCACCUUUGACUUUUAUUUAUAAUCCUGAACCCGCGAACUUGCAUGCUCACCAUACCCAGGCGCUCAGCUAGCUCCACGUCCUGUAUGCAUUCAUCGACUCUUUGCUGGACGCACGGGAGGCCGUGGGGCAGACCUGGCGGAGGGGGAGA
Molecule: messenger RNA, 1615 nt
Organism: Dipodomys ordii (Ord's kangaroo rat)
Lineage: Eukaryota; Metazoa; Chordata; Mammalia; Rodentia; Heteromyidae
Gene: Sult4a1
Product: sulfotransferase family 4A, member 1
Exons: 12
Coding region: 1-1488 (495 amino acids)
Biological process (GO): sulfation
Cellular component (GO): cytoplasm
Molecular function (GO): sulfotransferase activity
Source: RefSeq, a predicted model, not a curated record